UGCCCCGGCGCCGCCAUCUUGUUUACCGUCACCACAGCAACGCCCGCCAUCUUGUUUACCGUUACCACAGCAACGCCCGCCAUCUUGCUCGGCGUCUCCACCAUCAGCCCGCCCGGGCCGUGCGGGGCCAUGGCGGGCGCGGGGCGGCUGCACGACCUGGACCUCAGCGCCGAGGAAGCCGAGCGCCUCCGAGACGCCUUCCGCGACGAGAAGUUCCGCGCGCUAUUCGCCGAGUACGCGGCGGAGCUCACCGACCCGGAGCAGCGCCGGCUGUACGAGGAGGAGGUGGCGGCGCUGGAACGGGAGCGCGGCGUGGAGGUGCGCUUCGUGCACCCCUCGCCGGGCUUCGUGCUGCGGACCAGCCAGGAGGGCUCCCGCCGCUGCUACAUCAACGUGUGCAGCAACGCGAUGCUGGCGGAGCCGCAGGCCCACGCCGAGCGCGGCGGGCAGCGCUGGGCCCUGCCCUACAGCCUGGCGCCGGGCCGCGAGGAGCUGCGCCGCGGUAGCCGCCGCCGCCUCCUCUACGACGUGGUGUUCCACCCGGCCGCGCUGCGCCUGGCAGCCCGCAGCGCCCCGUUCCGCCGCCUGCUCUGCGACACGGCCCUGGACGCCGUGGAGCGGCAGUGCGGGGUGCGGCUGGACCGCGCCAACGCCGCCGUGCUGCGGGGGACCCGCUACAAGGGCGUCCCGCAGGCGCCCGUCAUCCGCUCCCCGCUGCCCGGCGGCGCCACGAAGCCGCCCGACGGCGAGGAGUCCCCGCUGCCGCCCUUCCCCUACCCCGCCCCGCCGCCGGCCGCCGGCGGGGACUCGCUGCCGCCGCCUCCCUUCCCCGCCCCGCCCGCCGCCGGAGCCGCCCCGCCCGCCGGCCCCACCACGCCGCGCUGGAGCAUCCGCCACCGCUCCUACGUGGACCUGCAGGACUACCGGCACAGCCGCGACUCGGCGCCCAGCCCGGUGCCGCGGGAGCUGGUGGUGACGGUGGAGCUGCCGCUGCUGCGCUCGGCGGCGCAGGCGGAGCUGGAGAUCCGCGGGCGGGAGCUCAGGCUGGACUCGGUCCGUCCCGCCUACCGCCUGCGCCUGCGCCUGCCCUACGCCGUGGACGAGAGCGGCGGCCGGGCCGCCUUCAACCGGGCCCAGCGGCAGCUGCAGGUCACGCUGCCCGUAGUGCCGCCGGCCCCCGGGCCGGGCGAGCCGCUGGGCGAGCCGCCGGAGGCUGGGCCGGGCGGCGGGGCCGCUCCUCCCCCGGGCCCUGAACCGCCCGCUGAACCCCCCUCUGGACCACCCCCUGAGCCACCCGCUGAAUCACCCACUGAGCCCCCCAACCCACCACCACGCUCCAGCGCCGCUCCCCCCAUCGCCAGCCCCGAGCCGGCCGUGCCCGCCGAGGACGCCCCUCCGAGCCCCCCGCCGGCCGCAGAGCGCAGCCCCGCCGGGAUGGGCGCCACGUGCCCUCCCUUCCAGGCCCGGCAGGACGAGGCGUCCCUCACCCUGCUCCUGACAGUGCCCGGCAUCCAUCCCCAGAGCCUCUGCGGGGACGUGGGCACCCACCACUACAGCCUGCGCUUCUCCACUGACAGCGGUGCCUUUGCCCUGUUCCUGCAGUUCCCUCCCGCAAACAGGCUGCUGAGCCCCGAGACCGGAGUCAGCGUCUCUGCCCACAACGUGGUUGUGGAGCUGGCCAAGGCCCCCGACAGCACCGGGCCCUGGGAGAAGUUCAGCUUCGGCCUCGACCCCUCCGCUCUGCAGGAAAGAUUGUUUGUCACUGAAGAGAACAUUGAUGGAUUUCUAGGCACUGCUUUAUGCCCUUCUUCUUGCUCCCAAUCAGCACUGGAAAGCCAGCCAUUAAUUGAAGUGCUGGAGGUUUCUGAGGACAGAAUUCAAAUCAGGAUGGAGCCACAGGAACGUGAUGGAGAAGGAACACUUGGCAGCUCAGAGGGAGACCUUGCUGGAAAGACCAACGGUGACUACCCCGAAACAAAGGCAGAAACAAACUGCCCUGCAGCUGAUGGGGAACGUGCUGCAGGAACCAACACGACUCCCACAGCUGAAACAAUAGGAAAAGUAGGUUGUAGUUCACACCAUUGUUUGGAGCACGAACCUCCUGACACCAGUUCAGCGAUUGCUGGUGAAUCUGGGAGAAAGGAACCAGAUUUAGAAAGUGCUGCCGCAGCAGGCGACACGGCCACGGCCCCAGGCUCUGCAAAACAAGGAGAGCUUCUGCCAGGGGGGCAGGAGGCAGUGGAAGGGCACAAAGAGGCUGAACCCCCAGGGCUGGACAGCAGGGCAGCCUCCCCUCUCCUACGAGAAGUGAACCUUGAGGACGGGAGCGUGCGGGUCCUCAGGGACCACGUAACGCGCUGCCCCGUCGCGUUUCAGAAUUCCUUGCUGUAUGAGUUGGAUUAGUUUAAUGGGUUUAGGAUUUCCUUCUGUUGUUUGAUGCUUUUUGUGACUUCCACAUACUAGUGGGUGACUUCAGGGCUCAGAGGUCCCCACUGGAACUGUUUCAGCAUCAAAACCUUACGUUGUUACAAUUUUUGCAGUUAAUAGAUCUGUUUUCUAAUCACAUGUAUGGGCUGAAGUAGUUUUAUUACAAGAAGGAUGCAGCUGGAAGUGAAUCUGAGCUCCUGGAAGAAAAUGUAUCUUCAUUGUUUACAUAACUUUUUUAUUCUCUUACCAGAUUUCAGGGAUUAUUUGUAUAUAUCCUUGGUCUAAUGGCUCCCUUGGGAAUUGAGCAGUAUUCAUCAUUUUUCAAACCUUUCAUUUUGUGAUAACUGCAGGAUUAGACUCGCAGUGAUUUUUAGCAAUCAAAUGAAAUUUCUAAUUACCCGGAGAAGUUCUAAUUAGUCUCCUAGAAAUAAUCAACAUCUACACCCUGUAUUCCAUCCUAGUGCAGUGCUUUGCAGCACCCAGACAUCCCCCAGCUGAACGAAUUCCAUUGCACAGUAACAACAUCCUCUGGGUGCACGUGUGCUGUGAAGUAUUUACAAUUUGGGAGACGGAUUCACUUUAUCCAGAUUUAUUUUCACAGUUUCCCUCGAGUUUCCACGUGCUCGUUGCUGGUUCACCUCUCUGAAGUGCCAUAACCAAAAGAACACAUCUAAUAAUAAACUUCCAGUUCCCUUUC
Corapipo altera (White-ruffed manakin) is the source of this 3124-nucleotide messenger RNA. RefSeq names its product dynein axonemal assembly factor 2 (gene DNAAF2). NCBI's taxonomy places the organism in Eukaryota, Metazoa, Chordata, Aves, Passeriformes, Pipridae. The transcript is spliced from 5 exons. Gene Ontology annotation, biological process: axonemal dynein complex assembly. The record is from RefSeq and is a predicted model, not a curated record. Gene Ontology annotation, cellular component: cytoplasm. Bases 130 to 2403 code for a protein of 757 amino acids.